This is a messenger RNA of Saxophila tyrrhenica, 1536 nucleotides long. RefSeq lists its product as uncharacterized. Gene Ontology annotation, molecular function: transmembrane transporter activity. Gene Ontology annotation, biological process: transmembrane transport. The record is from RefSeq and is a predicted model, not a curated record. Gene Ontology annotation, cellular component: membrane. The transcript has 3 exons. Lineage: Eukaryota; Fungi; Ascomycota; Dothideomycetes; Mycosphaerellales; Extremaceae. The coding region runs from base 1 to 1536 and encodes 511 amino acids.
AUGGAGCAAAACUCCCAUAAUGUUGUUGACAUUCAGCUACCAAACGACCCCGUUGAUCAAAUUACUCGGUCAACUUCACAAGACGUUGAACUGGCAGCUCUUCCUGCAACUAAGGAACCAACCAAAGCAGACGACCUAUUCCUGGUGACCUUCGACGAGCCAUUUGAUCCAGAGAACCCGAGAUGCUGGUCCAGGAGCAAGAAAUGGACAGUUACCGACGUCCUCGCCGCAACAUCCUUCAACCGCAUCAUGGUCAGCACAAUCAUGGCCCCUGCCCUCUCAACCAUCUCCCACGAACUCCACAUGUCGGACAUGGAAGCCGUUAUGGCUCUGUCCGCCUACAUGCUAGCAACAGCCUUCGGUCCACUCGUCCUUGGUCCGCUGUCGGAGCUCUAUGGUCGCAAGCCGCUGCUUCAUGUAUCGAAUGUCUGGUUCCUGGUCUUCAACAUCGUCUGCGGCUUCGCAAAUUCUAAGGAACUGCUGAUCGCGUCUCGUUUCAUUGCUGGAUUCGGGGCCAGUGCGAUCUACUCCCUCUCUGGAGGGGUGUUGGGCGAUGUCUGGACGGCGGAGCAGCGCGGAAAGUCGUUGGCGAUAUACCUGCUGAUUCCGUUGCUUGGAGCGGCGGUCGGACCCAUCAUUGGCGGCUUCAUGGCGGAACGCACAACCUGGCGCUGGAUGUUCUGGUCGACGUCUGCUUUCCAGGCUGUGAUGAUCAUGCUCUCGUUCUACGCCUUCCACGAAACGUACGGACCGCUGAUCCUCCGUCGUCGGGCAGCGAAGCUGAGAAAAGACACUGGAGACCAGCGCUACUACACCGCGGCCGAGCGUCUCGACGGCUCCAAGUCAGUUCGCGAAGUCCUACUCCGCGCUCUCACCCGACCACUGCGCCUGCUCGCCACGCACCCAGCCGUCCAGUGCAUGGCGCUGCUCAGUGGAUUCAGCUACGGCGUCCUGUACAUCGUCCUCUCCACCUUCGCCGACAUGUGGAUCAAGCGCUUCCACACCUCCAUCGAGAUCAGCGGUCUGCACUACAUCGCCGUCGCCUUGGGUGAAAUCGCUGGCUCGCAGGUCGGUGGAGCACUGAUGGAUCGCGUAUACAAACGUCUCACCAGACGAGCGAACGGAGAGACGGCGCCGGAAUUCCAUCUCCCGCUCAUGCUACCUGGGUCCAUCAUCGGUGCGGCUGGACUGUUAAUCUACGGCUGGGCGGCGCACUUCCCUGUCUUCUGGUUCGUCGUCGAUUUGGGAGUCUUUGUCUUUUGCCUUGGGGCGCAGAUCGCUGGAAUGCCGUUGAACGCCUACAUUAUUGAUGCGUAUCCAGAAUAUGCGAGCUCUGCGACGGCGGCUAUGCAGUUUCUGAGGAGCUUGACUGCCUUUGCGUUCCCGCUGUUUGCGCCCAAGAUGUACGCCGUGAUGGGGUAUGGGUGGGGCAACAGCACGAUCGCGUUCUCUAUUCUGGGUCUUGGUAUGCCGGCGGCGGUGGCUCUGUGGGUGUUCGGAGCGAGGUUGAGGGCCAAGCAAGAGUCGGGGUACUGA